Molecule: messenger RNA, 3793 nt
Organism: Linum trigynum
Lineage: Eukaryota; Viridiplantae; Streptophyta; Magnoliopsida; Malpighiales; Linaceae
Source: the annotation of a GenBank genome assembly
UUUUAUUAUGAGUGCUGUGCCUCAUAGGCUAUUCUGUGAAUGAGCAUGAUUGCUGUCUCAAAUAUGCUCAUGCUCUCAUUGUAAGCAUUGAAAUCCAUGUUCUUUAAAACUCUCAUUCGAUUUGAUAUAGGAGUACUCGGGAUUACUUCGCAGCCCAAUUCUGUUCUGAUCUGUGUAUAUUUGAUUUCCCAGGUUGGUGUGGGAUUAAUGUUCUUCCAGCAAUUUGGGGGGACUAAUGCUAUUGCAUACUAUGCUAGUAUGCUAGGUCCAUUUUAGAGGCAGCUGGUAAUCAACUUUAAUCAUCACCUUCAUCAGGUCAUUAACCGAUCCAGUUUUCCCUAAUGAAAAUUGACACUAUUUAUGGAUUAUUGGUGCAGAGUUUUCAAGCUAAUUAGUAUUUGAUAAUUGUGCAAGUAAUCCUGACACCUACUCAUCUGGCAAUUAGUGGUGUUAAAUUAGUAUUUGAUUUGGAUUUAUUGUAACGUAAUUUAGACUUUUUAGAUGUAAUUUGCAUUUUUUAUUUGAUUUGGAUUUAUCGUAAGGUGAUUUAGACAUUUUAGAUGUAAUUUUAAUUUUCUGGAAUUAAUUUUGAGUUUUUCGAAUUAAUAAGGAUUUUUGGUAUAGGAAUUUGGACUAACUUAAAUUUUCUGGAAUUAGUUGGAAUUUUUGUAAUCAAACUUUGAUUUUUUGAAUUAGUUUAAAUAAUUUUUUUUAUUUAAUUUAGAUUAUUUUUGUUAUGAACUCAUUUAAAUUUUCUAGUAUAUAACUGCAAUUUUUUGAAAUUUAAUUUGAUAUUAAAUAAUUAAGUGGGCUAAUAUUGUAUAAAAAGAAGUUGGGCCGACCCUAUGGCCCGACCCGGCCCAGCCUGACCCAACAGGGCCAUACAGGGCCAAAUGAGAAUAGGGUCGGGCCAAAUAUUUGAGCAUAUAGGGCUGGGUUUUUUUGGGUAGUGGCCGGGUCAGUGCUGGGUUUGGCCCAAUCUCACCCCUACUUUACAGGGUGAACUGUUUGUGAGCAACUGUUACCCAGCCCUUGUUUUAAUCAAAAUCGUGUUUUGUGUGUGUGUUGAUUUUGACUGUGUUUUCGAUGGGUAAUUGAGAAUUGAGAUUCUGCAUUUGUUGCAUCUGUUAGAAAUCAGCCGCCUCUCACCAUGGAAUUUACAGCAACCCAUAUGACUAUUUGUUUGUUAUUUGAUCUUACUUCUCUUUCUCAUCUCUUUCCAUGAACUCCCUUUUUUCUUGUAAUUUCUAUUGUUCUCCUUGAUUUAUUUCAACGAGUUGUAAAUGUGUGGGAUGGAAAGUGGCAGAUGAAUUUUGUUUAUUGUAUUAUGAUUAGGGUUGUAUGAUACUCAAUGAAAAAAAUCGUAGUAAUUAAUUAUCAGAAAACAGUAUGAAACAAUUAAACAAGUUUUCAUUUUUAGAAUUCAGUUUCAUAACUCAUCAAAAUUCUCAGCUAAACAAGGUUUAUUAGGUUUUGUUUUCUAGGAAUUGACAACUUCGUUUUCAUUUUAAUUUUGUUUUCUAUUGUGGCAUUUAACAGAAAUGGAAUGGCAAGUAAACAGUCCAUUAAGUUGUAUUUGUUAUUGUAGUUGUACUUCUUAAAAUAUUUGGUUGAUGUAGUAGUAUUUUGUUUUAUUGUUUAAAACAAGAAUGCUAUUGAAAAUAGACAUCAGUUUGUAAUAACGGUAUCUAAACAAGUUUUCAUUUCCAGGUUUCAGUUUCAGAACUCUCUAAAUUCUCAGCUAAACAAGUUUUCUUCAGAUUUUGUUUUCCAAAAAAUCAGUGAUUCUUUUUCUGUUGUCCAGAAAUAAAAAAAUAGCGACCGCCAACCCUUCUGCACUGUCCUGACAACUCAUAGCAGUCAUCUAGACGAAACCCACCAGGUAACCCUAGAACUAUCUCUCCUUCCUUUCAGACCACGCUCCCUUCUGGGGAUUCUUGAAAUUGUAAAAAUGGGUGAUCCUUUUCUGAUUAAUAUGAUUGAAGGCGUUGAUGGACUCCCAGUUUCUGUGCUUUAACCAGACCAGCUUGCUCACUAAGCCUCUCCUUCCACCGCAAUCUCGUUUAUUUGCCGCCGCUCCAAACUUCUAUCGCCGUCCAUCUUCACUUCAAUCCAAAGGAUUUGCUUUGAGCAGCAUAAGGUGUGCAAUGAAGUCUUAUCGGUUAUCUGAGCUAAAUCGUGCAGAGGUCGAUGGCCUGAAAGCUCGCCCUCGAAUCGAUUUCUCUUCCAUUUUCAGUGUGGUGAACCCUAUUGUUGAUGACGUUCGCACAAGAGGGGAUGCUGCAGUUAAAGAGUACACUGCAAAAUUCGAUAAAGUGAACCUGGAUAAUGUUGUUGUGGAUGUUUCUGGGCUUCCCAAUCCAGAGCUAGAUGCAGAUGUUAGGGAAGCAUUUGAUGUGGCAUAUGACAACAUAUAUGCAUUUCAUUUUGCUCAAAAAUCUGAUGAAAAAAGUGUCGAGAAUAUGAAGGGUGUUAGGUGCAAACGCGUGGCAAGAAGUAUUGGCUCUGUUGGUCUCUAUGUUCCUGGAGGUACUGCAGUCCUACCUUCCACAGCUUUGAUGCUUGCAGUUCCUGCCCAGAUUGCUGGGUGCAAAACUGUUGUUCUUGCAACUCCGCCGAGUCAGGAUGGCAGCAUAUGCAAGGAGGUAUUGUAUUGUGCCAAGAAGGCUGGCGUUACCCACAUUCUUAAAGCUGGAGGGGCUCAGGCUAUAUCUGCUAUGGCAUGGGGAACAGAGUCCUGUCCUAAGGUUGAGAAAGUUUUUGGUCCAGGAAAUCAGUAUGUUACAGCUGCAAAGAUGAUUCUCCAGAACAGUGAAGCAAUGAUAUCUAUUGACAUGCCAGCUGGACCUUCAGAAGUUCUGGUCAUUGCUGACAGAUAUGCCAGCCCAGUACAUGUAGCUGCAGAUCUGUUGUCUCAGGCUGAGCAUGGCCCUGAUAGUCAGGUUGUUCUUGUGGUUGUCGGGGAUGGCAUCGACAUGGAAGCUAUUGAACAAGAAAUCAGUAAGCAGUGCCAAGCCCUUCCUAGGGGAGAGUAUGCCUCGAAAGCUUUGAGCCACAGUUUCAGCGUCUAUGCUCGUGAUAUGAUAGAGGCCAUCUCCUUUUCCAACUUGUAUGCACCCGAGCAUCUGAUAAUCAAUGUGGAAAAUGCCGAGAAAUGGGAGGGUCUUGUUGAGAAUGCAGGUUCUGUGUUCUUGGGUCAGUGGACGCCGGAGAGUGUCGGGGAUUAUGCCAGCGGAACGAACCACGUGCUUCCUACUUACGGGUAUGCUCGGAUGUACGGCGGAGUAUCCUUGGACUCCUUCUUGAAGUAUAUGACAGUUCAAUCUCUAACCGAAGAAGGCCUGAGAAACCUUGGUCCAUUUGUGGCUACCAUGGCUGAAGUUGAAGGGCUCGAUGCCCACAAGAGGGCCGUCACUCUUAGACUCCAGGAUAUAGAGGCCAGGCGGCAGCAACAGCGAGUCACAACAACAUAGAAUAUGGUAGACUGCGCUUCUCAUUUUCCUUCUUUUCUCAGGUGGCCGUUGUCAGGAUCCCGAGUGUUGCCCCUUUUGUUUCAUUCUCAUACUUUGUUCAUAAACAUGUAUUCCUUUCUCGCACUCUUCUGGUGCAACGGUAAACUUUUUUGGUAGAGGCUCGUAUCACAUAGUAAUCCUACCAAAAGGAGAACAUUUGAACUAAACACACUCUGAUACUUCUAUGCAUCUUUUAUUUAUUGAACAACAAGUUUCUCAGAAAAAAUUCCAAGUUACACAUGUUUUAAAAAAAAUUCUCAAAAUACACGUUAUGAAAAUAA